CAGAGAGGGAAGGAUGGAACAUUUUGUCCAGACUGUGAAAUUAUCACCCUGGGUUUUGCCACGUUGCUGUCUCAGCAGGAGGAACUGAAAUUCAGCAUGGGAGCAGCAAAUGAAACAGCAGUAUCUGAGUUCAUCCUAGAGGGUUUCCCAGAGCUUGAUCAAAGGCUGCAGCUGUUUCUCUCUCUGAUCCUUCUGCUCAUGUACCUGACAACAGUGACAGGGAAUGCAAUCAUCAUUUUCCUCGUGCGUGUGGAUCACCACCUGCAAACCCCCAUGUUCUUUUUCAUUAGCAACCUGGCCUUCCUGGAAAUCUGGUUUACAUCUUCCACAAGCAUCAAAUUGUUUGCCAUCCUGAGUUCUGAUCAGAAAACCAUCUCCCUGAGCAGCUGCUUUGCCCAGUCCUAUUUCUAUUUUGCCCUGGGUGGCACAGAGUGUAUCCUAGUCCUUGUCAUGUCCUUUGACCGCUGUGUUGCCAUCUGCCAACCCCUGCACUACGCUGCCACCAUGCAGCCUCAGCUCUGCCUCGGCCUGGUUGUUGCUGCCUGGGUCAUCGGCUUCACCCUCCAGAGCUACCACCCGCUCUUCCUGUCUCAGCUGUCCUUCUGUGGCUCCAACAGGAUCCCCCAUUUUCUUUGUGACAACUCCCCCUUGUUCCAGCUGUCCUGCUCUGACACCAGCCUGUUUUGGAAAAUAGACACUGCUUUCAUAUCAUGUGUUGUGUUGGGUUCCUUAAGUUUAAACCUGGCAUUUUACACCUGCAUCCUUUUCUGUAUUCUGCAGCUUUCAGCAGCCUCUGGGAGGAAGAAAAAAGCUUUUACUACCUGUUCUUCCCAUCUCAUCACCUUAUCCAUUGCAUAUGGGAGCUGCAUUGCUCUCUGUACGUGUCCUUCAACAGAUGCUUCCUUAAAGACCAACAGAAUUGUAGCUUUGCUGAACACAGUCCUGUACCCAUUCCUAAAUCCAUUCAUCUACAGCUUUAGGAACAAGGCUGUGAUACUGGCACUGAACAAAUGCAUUGCCAGGACAAGAGCAAAGCUCUUCCCCUAA
Molecule: messenger RNA, 1047 nt
Organism: Empidonax traillii (willow flycatcher)
Lineage: Eukaryota; Metazoa; Chordata; Aves; Passeriformes; Tyrannidae
Product: olfactory receptor 6F1-like
Exons: 1
Coding region: 97-1047 (316 amino acids)
Biological process (GO): G protein-coupled receptor signaling pathway
Cellular component (GO): membrane
Molecular function (GO): olfactory receptor activity; G protein-coupled receptor activity
Source: RefSeq, a predicted model, not a curated record